AUGGUUAAAAGGGCCUGGUUCCGCUAUGGAGGUGCCGAGCUGUUGGGUCGCUGGAGGUGGGUGAUCGACGACAAUAUGGAGUUGACCCCACCACCAUGCGAUGUGCCUGGAAUAGAGAACAGUUUGUUCAAUGGUAGUAAUGUUGGUGUGAAGAAUAGUGAGCUGCAAAUCCUCAAGUGCAGCUAUGGUCUUAAUAAGCUGUCCCGGCCUUCUUCUCGACAAAAUCUUAAUCAAAGCAUCGAAACCCAAUACCUUAACCUCCACAUCAGCCAAGCACGACUUGCUCUCGGCUGUCUCAGUCUCGAAACAUUAACGAAGGUUGAACCUGCUGAGGCUGCUGCACAGAUGAUGGGUCGUUGA
Messenger RNA from Striga asiatica, 360 nucleotides. The record is from the annotation of a GenBank genome assembly. Lineage: Eukaryota; Viridiplantae; Streptophyta; Magnoliopsida; Lamiales; Orobanchaceae.